AUGUAUCACAACGGCACAGGCGCUAAUUCAAGCUUGAGCUCCAUUCCCUCAACCAAUUCGGUCUCUUCCUCCGUUCAAAGUGGUGUGAUUGCCUCUUCAAUAUCUUCAUCGUGGUCCUCCAGUGCACUAGUUUCACUUACCUCCUCAACCAGCAACUCAUCUACGAUAGAUACACGAUCCAGUACCCCCUCAGCGAUUUCUUCAGUGGCUCCUUUCCCAUCGAAUGAUUAUCCAUCAAUCAGAACAUCUACCACUCCUUCGGUAGGCAACACUGCAACAUUGGAAUUUGCGUCGAUAGGUUGUUUCAACGACCCUGCAGGAAAACCAUAUGAAGGACUCAAUCUCCCCAAAUUCUUCUCCAAAGAUUCAAUGAGCCCCAAACUUUGUAUUUCUUCUGCCCUAGCUCAAGUCACUGCUCAAAUCCCAUCACCUACCUACAAAUACAUUGCACUAGAAUAUGGACGGGAAUGUUACGCGGGAUCGGUGCCGCCAACCCCUGAACCAAGUAGUCUAACGGGAGCGCACGCGUAUACCAUGACUUGCAAGGGUGAUUUCAAGCAGAAUUGCGGGGGUCCUAAUAUGUAUGACUUUUAA
Molecule: messenger RNA, 594 nt
Organism: Botrytis sinoallii
Lineage: Eukaryota; Fungi; Ascomycota; Leotiomycetes; Helotiales; Sclerotiniaceae
Exons: 1
Coding region: 1-594 (197 amino acids)
Source: RefSeq, a predicted model, not a curated record